AUGGACAAAUUUGAGAGGAUGGCAGAAGAGGAGAGAAUUUGGCCUUGUCGGAAGGAUAGGAGAGAUAAAGACCAGGCCAAAGAGAUAGAGGGAAAGAGAAAGGAGGAGGAGGUGCUGUCUAAAGAAGAGCAGCGCAGGCUGAGGAAUGAGAAGGCCUUACAGGAACACCUGGACAGGGUAAAGAAUCCGGAAUUGACAGGCAAACAGACCAGACAACCACAAUGUAAAGAUUACUCUAUUUUCACUGCAUCAGGGCUAAAGAGCAAGGACCCGCAUGAUCAACAGUCAGCAAAAUGCAAAGAUUUAUCCAUCUUUUCAGCUGAUGCUCAGACACAGCAGUGCAAAGAAUUCUCUGUGUUUUCCACGAGCAGUCAAGGCGUGGCCAAGGUCCCCCAGGUUCUGCAGGUCAAAGUGAGUAAUAAAAGUGAGAGUGUCCAAAAGAAAGAUGGGAAUGACAAAGUAACAGCGCCAAAGACAGAUGCAGAGCUCCUUAUGGACAAAUUUGAGAGGAUGGCAGAAGAGGAGAGAAUUUGGCCUUGUCGGAAGGAUAGGAGAGAUAAAGACCAGGCCAAAGAGAUAGAGGGAAAGAGAAAGGAGGAGGAGGUGCUGUCUAAAGAAGAGCAGCGCAGGCUGAGGAAUGAGAAGGCCUUACAGGAACACCUGGACAGGGUAGAGAGGACAGGCAAACAGACCAGACAACCACAAUGUAAAGCUGGGAAAAAUCGCUUUGCUAAAUUCUUGAAAACCCUUGUGUGCAGAAAAACGAAGGCAUAAUGCAUAGUUCCUGACGUUUUCCUUGCUAACAAGUGACCUCUGCAAUUUUUUAAAUAUUUUCUGAAAUUCAUUCUCAUUCUUUCCCUUGUUUUCUAUAUCCAUUUCUAUAUAAAAUUCUUCAAGCAUUAUAAAAUAAUA
Coregonus clupeaformis (lake whitefish) is the source of this 912-nucleotide messenger RNA. Its product is annotated as capping protein inhibiting regulator of actin dynamics-like. The coding region runs from base 1 to 774 and encodes 257 amino acids. Lineage: Eukaryota; Metazoa; Chordata; Actinopteri; Salmoniformes; Salmonidae. The transcript has 6 exons. The record is from RefSeq and is a predicted model, not a curated record.